ACAGCUUGACGGUCUCACCAACUACACUGCUCGUGGCCUUCUCCUCGUGCUAUAUAAAUAUGUAUCCGUGUCUCGGUUCCCCAUCCUCCUCUUUGUGUGUCAAUCUGACUAUAUUCUCUGGUGCAGCAAAGAUUUAUGGAUCUAAGGGACAUCGAGUCCACCCUCCCACCAGGGUUUAGGUUCUGCCCGAGCGACGAGGAACUCGUCUGCUACUACCUCUUCAACAAAGUAGCUAAUGAAAGUGUUUCAGGCGGCGGCACAAUGGUCGAGGUGGAUCUGCACACUCGUGAGCCAUGGGAACUUCCAGAGGUGGCUAAACUCAGCAGGGACGAGUGGUACUUCUUCAGCUUUCGGGACCGGAAAUACGCCACGGGAUUACGCAUGAAUCGAGCAACCAGGUCGGGUUACUGGAAGGCCACAGGCAAAGACCGUAGUGUAUAUGCACCCACGACGCGCACCUUCGUCAUGGGGAUGAGGAAGACCUUAGUCUUCUACAGUGGAAGAGCUCCCAAUGGGGUGAAGUCCGACUGGGUCAUGCAUGAGUUCCGACUGGAAGCUCCACAUACACCUCCCAAGGAAGACUGGGUACUGUGCCGAGUAUUCCGGAAGAAGAAAAAGAGUCCAGUGGUUUACAGCAUGGAGACCGAGGAGUCUUCACCUCCUCUUCCUCUGCCUGAGAGUGGCGUUGCCGAGGAGUGGCAGGAACAGAUGAUGACGACGCAGGAGAGACAGGAAGACAACGGUUCAAACACCGUCCUCAAUUGGGCAGUAUUGCGUGGCAGCCUUGUGGACUUCCCUCGGGAGUUGGGGAGCGGUAGGACGAUGGUGAUGGGAGUGGGCUCGAGAUGUGGUGGGGAUGACUACGAGAUGCUGCUGGAUAUGAGCCUGCAGGACCUCGAUGCCAUGGGAGGAGGCAUUGCAAGUGUAGGGUGUCUGAGGUUUCAAGGGAGUAGAGAUCAGCUCCUGUUCUAGAGGGGAUGUGUAAAUGUUGGAUGUCCACCGUGUUCAGUGUCUGAGAAGCUCUGCUUACAGUAUUGCUAGAAGAGUGAGUGAUUCCAGUAAAGUUCCUUGUUAACUCUCUUUGUGGGACAACCCAUUUAAUUC
This is a messenger RNA of Musa acuminata AAA Group (dessert banana), 1104 nucleotides long. Its product is annotated as NAC domain-containing protein 21/22-like. The transcript has 3 exons. Gene Ontology annotation, molecular function: DNA binding. NCBI's taxonomy places the organism in Eukaryota, Viridiplantae, Streptophyta, Magnoliopsida, Zingiberales, Musaceae. Gene Ontology annotation, biological process: regulation of DNA-templated transcription. Bases 136 to 972 code for a protein of 278 amino acids. The record is from RefSeq and is a predicted model, not a curated record.